AUGGAAGUUCCAGAUGCAGGAGUAGAGUCCGGAUGUCCACAGACUGAUCCGUUGUCUAUUAUUCUCGGAGUUUGCUUCCCUUCGGCGUGUUCUGUUUCCGAUCUGGCGAAAGUUUCAGCAUUGUACCUUCCCUACAACUUGAAAGUCGAAUGUGAAUCAGAAAGCCGUUGGUCUCUUGUCACAAUCUUCUUAUUCGUUCUAUUCGGUAUUUGGAUAAUUCCACAAGCAGUUGCUACAGUUCAACCAUCUCUAAAUGACUCAAUUCUCAGUUGUUUCUCAAUUCCUGAAAAUGCGAAAAGAACGUUGUCGACGAGAAGAGAGACUCCUUAUCUUCAUGUUGUUCAUGGUCUCGAAUUCCUCUUAUUCUUCUCAAUCGUUUGUGGAAUGGUCUACAAUUUCAUGCUUCCUUACAUUGAGAAUGUGGCCUUUUCAUUCGAAGGAGUGACUUCAUUAUCAAUGCAUAUUGUCAAUAAUUAUUCUUUCCAAGUCGAUGGUCUUCUUGCUCUUUCAGCAUUCUACACAACGUACAUGUUGUUUGGAAAUAUUCCAACAAUCAGAGCAGCACUAGAUGCAGUUUGUCAAAGAAUCGCCAGAUUCUGGCCAGCGUACAUAGUGUGUGUUCUAUUCAUGUAUGUAAUUUUUCCUGGAGUUUCAUCUGGUCCAAUGUGGAUUCACACGGAUACAGUAAGCCGUUGUGAGAGUGGAUGGUGGAAGAAUAUCAUAUUCAUCAAUAAUUGGUUCAAUGUAACUGACACUUGUGUCGAUAUUGGAUAUGUUAUUUCAAUGGAAGCGCAAUACUUUUUACUACUUGUUAUUCUUAUUUUCUUGUCUUCGAAGUUCCCAAUGUUGACUCAGAUUUUCGCCUAUUUGAUGUUGUUUUCAUCAAUUGUUUUCUCAUUCCUUCGUGCAUAUAAACUUUCUCUCCCACCUGCUCCAAUUCUCAGUUUGGAACCAGAACCAUUAGAGAAGACAUAUGCCCUUUUCGACCAGUUAAUGCUCAGUUUGUUCGCGAGAAGUAGCAAUUAUUGUUUGGGAUUCGUAUUCGGCAUUGGGUGUGCCACUGCUUCAGAGGAUCUCCGAAAAAUGGGUUUGAGAUAUUUCAAUCACAAACUCCUUGCCGUUGCCUGCAUCGUGUGUGCUGCAUUGACACUGUUUGGAGCCUUCCCGUAUUCAGCAUGGGCUUGGUCUGACAACAAUACACUCUGGAAUGCAUUAUAUGCAGCUUUUCAUAGACCACUAUGGGCAUUUUCUCUUCUUUCGUUCGUUUAUCUCUGUCAUCAUGGAGCAUUCAAAUGGUUGAAUGCUCUUUUGGAAUGGCGUGUAUUCACACCUCUUUCAAAAGUGACAUGGAUCGCUUUAGUCGUUGCUGAACCAAUCAUUCUCUACUUCUUCUCAUCCCUCAAUAAGCCAGCUUAUGCAACUCAUUGGAGUACGAUGUACACCGCCAUUUCGGCAGCUCUUCUGGCUUACUUCAUCGCAAUGUUCUUAGAUGUUUUCGUGACGAGACCAGUCAGAUUUUUGAUUUAUCCAGAACAGAGACAUCGAUACGCCCAGGCACAUACACAGGAACAACAAGCAAAUUGA
This is a messenger RNA of Caenorhabditis remanei, 1584 nucleotides long. RefSeq lists its product as uncharacterized. The transcript has 9 exons. Lineage: Eukaryota; Metazoa; Nematoda; Chromadorea; Rhabditida; Rhabditidae. The coding region runs from base 1 to 1584 and encodes 527 amino acids. The record is from RefSeq and is a predicted model, not a curated record.